Messenger RNA from Ectocarpus sp. CCAP 1310/34, 2611 nucleotides. The record is from the annotation of a GenBank genome assembly. Lineage: Eukaryota; Phaeophyceae; Ectocarpales; Ectocarpaceae.
GUACUACUCGGCCAACCAAAUGACGCUCGCCGUUCUCGGGAAGGAGUCCCUGUCGCAGCUGCAAAGCACCGUGGACGGCAUGUUUGGCCCGGUGCCCAACCGCGGCAGCGGACGAAGGCCGUCCGAGAAGUGGAUCGGGAAAGUGAAACCGUUCUUGGGCAACCAGCCGUUGCAGGCCUACAACAUCGUCCCCGUGCAGGUGCGGAAGGACCGGGGGGACGUGGACCGGGGGUCGAUGGAGUUGCGGUCGGUGGCCAUCGCGUGGCCCCUGUCCUUCGAGACGCCGGAGGAGAGGCAAGCUGUCCUUGUCGCCAAGCCCUUCACCUACAUCGGCUAUCUCCUGGGCCACGAGGGUCCAGGGUCACUCCUGUCCUACCUCAAGGCGAAGAACUGGGCGAACGCUCUCGGGGCGGCCGCGUCUACCUCCACGGACGACUUCGCCAUAUAUGAGGGCCUGUCGGACCGUUUCAAGGUUCUGACGGCGCUGUUCAGCUACGUGGACCUCAUCCGCAAGAAGGGGCUGCCGUCGUACUUAGCCUCAGAGCUGAAGGAUCUGUCCGACCUUGGAUGGCGUUUUCAGGACAAGCGGGAGCCCGGGAGCCUGGUCCCGUCGCUGGCGGCGAAUCUGCAGGAGUAUCCCCCGGAGGCUGCCAUCAGCGGCCCGUCCCGGCUAACCUCGUACAAUGAGAGCCUGGUGUACCGUCUCCUGGAUGUGCUGCGGCCCGACCCCGUGGAUUACUCCGCUGCGACGCCGCUGGUGUUCUCGACGGCGAAGGAGUUCGAGGGCAAGGCCGACAAGAACGAGGAGUGGUACGGCAGAAAUGGUCCAACGACGCGCCCUACCAAGCACGAUUACCGUGCCUUCGGGUCUGCUUUGAAGCGAACGAGUCACGCAAACUUUGAAGCGCUGGUGGAAAGCCUAGCGUCGCACGAGAGAGAGUGGUGCUCCCCGCCGGAGAUUCCGGCGCUGAAGCUCCCGGGGCCCAACCCCUUCAUACCGCGGGACCUGGGCGUCAUCAACCCCAAGGGGAGAGUCGUUAAGCCCGGGGAAAAAAUCGCGGCCCCGGCGGUGGUUUUGGUGUUUCCGACGACGGCGGGGUGGAAGGUGAGGCACAAGCUCGACGACAUCUUCGCACAGCCGAAGGUGGUGUGCUACCUGGAGGUCGUGAGCCCGGUGGCCUAUGAGAGUCCCCGGGCCGUAGCCGCCCUGAAGCUCUUCGAGUUAUCCCUCGAAGAAAGGCUCAACGAGUACGCCUACGACGCCCAGAUGGCGGGUCUAGGGUACAGCCUAGACUUCACAACCAGGGGACUUCGAAUGUCGUUCUCGGGGUUUUCGGACAAGAUGCCCGACUUCAUCGAAAAGGUAGCCCAGGCGGUUGCGACCUACACCCCCAGCGACCCCGUGGAGUUCGAGCGUCUGCGAGACGUGGUUCGCAGGGAUUUAACGAGCUACGACACGCAGCAACCCUACCAGCACGCCAUGUCCAACGCGGCGGUUGCUUCGGAGGACCCCCGGUACACGGUGCAGGAAAUCCGAGACACCCUGGACUCGGUGAAGAUGUCGGAAAUCAAGCCGCUCGUGUCGAGAAUGUUCGGGCAGGCGGAAGGGCUGGGCCUCCUGCAGGGAAAUCUUGAGUUCAGAGGCGUCGACCAGUACAUGAAGGGGGUUGUUCGCUGGUUCAACCUGUCCCCUCUCCCCGAGAACAUGCGGCCGGAGAAGAAGCUCGUCAGGUUCCCGCUCACUCCCGCUGGCAGCGGCAGCCUGAUAAGGAGGCGAGAGCAGAACAACGAGAACGACAACUCCGCAUCGCAGCUGCUGUUCCAGGUGUCGGAUCGGUCCAUCGAGAACCGCGUGCUGGCGCAGCUGCUCAUGUCCAUCAUAGAGGACCCCUACUACGACUCCCUCAGGACGAAGCAGCAGCUGGGUUACCUUGUCUUCUCAGGCGUCAAGAUCGUGGAGGGGGUCAGCCUCAUGUAUCUGCUGGUGCAGUCGGCCGAGCGGGGGCCCGCAUAUCUGACGGACCGGUCCCUCGAGUUCUUGGACCAGUGGAGGCAGGAGCUCGUCGACCUUCCCGCCAGCAAGCUCAAGGACUACGUGGGGGGCCUGGUAGACAGGAAGCUAGAGCCCGACCGACGCCUGUCCUCCGAAGUGGAGCGGAACUGGGCCGAGAUAUCGACCGGUCAGCUCAGGUUCGACCGAAGGCGAGAGGAAGCCAGGGCACUGGAGCAGAUCCGUGCGGGAGACUUGUUGCGCUUCUUUGACCGGCAUCUCCGUGAGGGGGGGCAGGAGCGGCGCUUGCUGACGUCAGAAGUGUUCGCGAAAAGCCGGGCCAGGGAGAUGGAAGCCCCGGCGAGAGGGACGACGCUGGUGACCGACGAGAAGAAGUGGAGGGGACAGCAGGAAACGUUCCCGGUCCGGAGACGCCUCACCCGUGUGGAGUGACUGACUUGCAACCUCUAGUUCGUUUGUUUGUCGCCGCCGUCGUUCGUUUCCUUUGGUUCAACUGUGCCGUUUCGUCCUGAGUAGAGUUGAUUGAGGAACUCCAAAGAGGAAAGAGCCAACAAGAAAGUCUUUAGUCUCUCCGUUGCCAACCUGGGGGGGGGGGGGGGG